UCUGAUCUACUCCUCUUUCUGUGAGAAAAUGGGCUCAGCUGAAGUAUAUGGAUUUGUGGCAGUCCGCUUACUCAUCCUCACUCUGCUGGCAAAUUCCUCUGCAGCAUGCUACUGUGACAAACGGUUUCACAAAGAGCUCUGGAAGCAAGCCUGCGUAUCUGACUUUGUGGUCCAAGGGAGAUUUGCGGAUGCGGUCAUAGGACAACCUAGGUGGAACUGGGCACGCUAUAUCUUCGAAACCUCAGAGAUAUUCAAGAAGCCUGAGUCUCUGGAAUGGAGUAACUCGCUGUACACUCAACUACAGGGAUACAACUGCGGAUACAAACACGAGCAGCCUUUCCAUAAUUUAGAAUUUGUCGUUACAGGGUAUAUGGCGCAGGACAUCCCAGCAAUCAAUGUAUGUUCCUUCAUCAAGCUACGGAAACGGAUACCUGAAAAACAGAUUCAAGAUCUAAGGGCGAAAGUUGAUACAGAAUGUAACAGAAUGCCUGGAUUUUUUGACAUGUUGAAUCACGGGACUAGCAUUGAUAGUAAAAAUUGUGCGUUUUCAGGCACAUGGCAGAGGUGGAGAUAAAAAGAGGUGUCUUCUGCCAACUGAAGGGUUCUAAGCUGGCACCAUUCUAUGAUGACAAAAAAGGGGGUCCACUAGCAGAUAUAUCCUUAAUCUAUAAUUAACUUCUCUGCAGAUCAGAAAGAAGUGUAAGGGGCUUGACAGUGAAUCAGAUGGGAUCUAUCACUGUAUAUUUUGGGUCAAGGGGAUAGGGUCAGAACAAGGAGCUUGAUCAGAGAAAACUGAUGGAACAGCCAAGUAAUUAGGUCUUCACAUUCUCAAAAGGGUCUGUUUUGAAUUGAAUAAGGUAGCAUUCCCGCCACCUGCCAGUCCUGUAAUCACACAUCACUGGGAGUCCAGCAACUGUAGCAUACACCACCUGUGAUCUUCCAAAUACAGAAGAAAAUCCCCACUAUUUAAACAAAACAGUGAUCAUGCAUAUGAGGUGACCAUCCAUAUCCAUGUGGAGCCCACCACACAUGGUUGUUAUAACUGAAAAGGGCCAGAUGAACCAAGGAACAGAAAAGGGUUAGUUAAAUCUCCAGUGCAAACAGUAACACACCUGUCCUUAUACUGUUUCCGGGCUGUUGCAGACAACAGUGUGUCCAACUACACAUGAUUCUCACAAUCUUCUGUUGCUCUGGGUAGAAGCUGCCUAAAGAGACCUUUGCUUUAACUUGUGUGAGAAAGAAACUAGAUAUAUUCUUAAGCAAAUCAAUGAGUACCUAAUAGAAAACCCUGGGGGACCAGAUUGACCCAUUCGGAUGCCAGAUGUUUAUGCAUAGGUUAGGGAGAGGCAGAGUUGGGACUCAGAAACAUUGAUUUUGUAAGCAGCAGGAGAAACCAUCCUCACCUGUGUUCAUAUCCCGGUUGUUAUCUCACCCACAGGUGAGGCGUGGUUAGCCGAAAUACGUGGCUGAAUUUCCAUGCACUGCCAUUCCUCUCAGUCACUGUAAACAGCCAAGAUUGCAUCUCCAAUAUGGCAUGGCUACAGACCAAACAUCUGGCUGGCUUACGCAGAACCAACACCCCCAAUCUUCCACAUCUGGAACUCAACUAGCACCCAAGCAUCUGGAUACCUUCAUAGAGCUCUCCUGAAGCAGUGAUAUCUUCAUCGACCCUAACAGGGCAGGGAUUCUUCCCAAUGUUGUUGCUUAUUUUUCGUUGCCUACUUUUAAUUAAACACCUAUUCUAAACCA
This is a messenger RNA of Sphaerodactylus townsendi, 1749 nucleotides long. Its product is annotated as metalloproteinase inhibitor 1-like. Gene Ontology annotation, molecular function: protease binding; metalloendopeptidase inhibitor activity. Gene Ontology annotation, cellular component: extracellular matrix. The transcript has 4 exons. The record is from RefSeq and is a predicted model, not a curated record. Gene Ontology annotation, biological process: negative regulation of endopeptidase activity; negative regulation of membrane protein ectodomain proteolysis. Lineage: Eukaryota; Metazoa; Chordata; Lepidosauria; Squamata; Sphaerodactylidae. The coding region runs from base 29 to 574 and encodes 181 amino acids.